Salvia splendens (bonfire salvia) is the source of this 771-nucleotide messenger RNA. RefSeq names its product secreted RxLR effector protein 161-like. Lineage: Eukaryota; Viridiplantae; Streptophyta; Magnoliopsida; Lamiales; Lamiaceae. The coding region runs from base 1 to 771 and encodes 256 amino acids. The record is from RefSeq and is a predicted model, not a curated record. The transcript has a single exon.
AUGUUUGAUGCUAAGCCUGCUUCAGUGCUCUUAGCUGCUCAUUUUAUGUUGAGUAAAGACUUGUGUCCUAAAUCUGAAUAUGCUAUCAAAGCCAUGAAGAAAGUUCCCUAUGCUAAUGCUAUUGGAUCUGUGAUGUAUUUGAUGGUUAGCACUAGGCCUGAUAUUGCAUAUGCUGUGUCUUGCUUGAGUAGAUACAUGUCUAAUCCUGGUCCUGUUCAUUGGGAAGCUUUAAAAUGGUUGCUGAGAUAUCCGAAAAAUACUGCUAAGUAUGGACUGUGCUAUUCUAGAUGUGAAGAAGGUGUUAAAUUGAUUGGUUAUGUUGAUUCCAAUUAUGCUAAUGAUAGAGAUAAGAGGAAGUCCACCACCUCCAAUGUCUUUACUGUAUGCAGAUCUUGCAUGAGUUUGAAAUCACAGUUGCAGCAUAUAGUGGCUCUGUCCACUACUGAAUCUGAGUACAUUGCCAUUAUUGAGGUAAUGAAAGAGGUUGUAUGGUUGAAGGGAGUACUUUCUGAACUCAAUUUUCUGAAAACCCCUCCUGUUGUGUUCUCUGAUUCUCAGUCUGCUAUUCAAUUGUAUAAAAAUCUUGUUUUCCAUGAUAGAACUAAGCACAUUGAUGUAAGGUUUCAUUACAUCAGGGACAUUGUAGAAAAGAAUGAAGUUUCUCUUUUGAAAGUGCACACUGAUAAAAACCCAGCUGACAUGGGGACUAAAUGCUUACCACUUGAAAAACUUUUUUUCUGCAUUAAGUAUUUGCAUUUUGACCUAGGAUAG